Molecule: messenger RNA, 1261 nt
Organism: Sesamum indicum (sesame)
Lineage: Eukaryota; Viridiplantae; Streptophyta; Magnoliopsida; Lamiales; Pedaliaceae
Product: DUF1995 domain protein, putative (DUF1995)
Source: RefSeq, a predicted model, not a curated record
UAUUCAAUUCUAUCUAUCUCGUUCAGCGGUUGAGGGGAGUGUGUGGAAGGACGGACUAAGGGGAGAUGGCCUCUGCAACAUACUCGAGCCUGGCUGGUUCCAUCGCCUCAAUUCGCAGACGACCCGCCACCUCCCAAUCCUUGUAUACCUCCCUCCCUUGUCACCUCAAUGGAAUUUCACGCCUUAGACUCAUCUCCAGCUCAAGAACGCAAGCCAAGUUUGAGAAAUUCCAAGGCCAGGAAAAUCCGGAAGAAGACGACGCACAAGAGCCACCAGUUGAGCAAGUCGAAGAAACUGAAGAGGAUGACAGUUGCUUGCCUUCUGAUUUGGAGGGUGCAGUUCGUCAAUCAGGCCAAGCAAGUGCGGAGUUUGUUUCUUCAGGAGGAAUGAGAGCCAUAGUGGAGCUAUUAAUUCCACAACUGCAGUUUCUUGAUGAUGAAGGGGCACAAAUUGAGCUUUGGGAACUGUCCAAAAUAUUCUUGGAUACGCUUAUUGAAGAAACAGGGUGCCAGAGAAUUAAAGCCAUAUUUCCUGAUGCUGGUGCUGCUGCACUAUUGAAGUAUCAAUGGAAAGAUGCUGCAUUUGGUUUCGCCAGUCUAGGUGACCGAAAGCCUGUGAAUAGUGAAGACGAGAUUGUUGUGAUGGUGGUUCCAGAUUAUCAGAUGUUGGAAUAUGUCCAGAAAAUUGCAUCUGACCUCUCAAAUGAUCCACCUAGGCCUCUUAUUAUGUGGAACCCACGCCUUGUUAGUGAAGAUGUUGGAGUCGGCAUCAAUGUUCGACGAUUGCGACGGAAUUUUCUGAGCACUUUUACAGCUGUCUACUCGAUGAAGCCUCUCCCUUCUGGUGCUGUGUUUAGAUGUUACCCUGGAUUGUGGAAGGUGUUUUAUGAUGAUAAGGAGAGGCCAAAUAGGUAUCUGCUUGCUAAGGAAUUGAUACGCCGUCCUGAUAUAGAAGACCUCGAGAUUAUUUUUGGUGGACAGGACAAGUCAGAGAAGGGAACAUCUUUGUUCGAUCAAGCAGUAGGAAUCUUCUCCUCGAUAAAUCGUUUUAUGAAAGUUAUUUCCAGAUGAUUUUGGCUUUCAUUGAAUAUUUGCAGUUCUUCUAUGUCAAAAAUCAACUAAUAUUUGCGCAUCUACUGGUCACACUUGAUUCUUAUUUGACAGAUGCUGUUCGAAAUUGCUUGUAUAAUAGCUUGAAUAUUGUCCCUGAAUUUUAGGGAUACAAUAAUACUAAUGAAAAUGUAGUCCUAAUUUUACUGAGA